This is a messenger RNA of Chilo suppressalis (striped riceborer), 1350 nucleotides long. Lineage: Eukaryota; Metazoa; Arthropoda; Insecta; Lepidoptera; Crambidae. The record is from the annotation of a GenBank genome assembly.
AAAAAAGUGAUCUGUGUCAAAGAGUAGUUCCUUACACGAAGAUUGUUUUGUAUAAAAUUAAUACUGUUUUAGGUUGAAUUGAGCUGUGUUAUUUAAAUAGAAGCAAUGUCGAGCACAUCUCAAAAACAUAGAAACUUCGUCGCAGAGCCUAUGGGUGAGAAAUCCGUUAUGGAUCUCGCCGGCGUGGGUGAAGUACUGGGUAAAAGACUUGAAAUUGCCGGAUUUGAUAAGGCAUAUGUGGUUCUGGGACAAUUUUUAGUCCUGAAAAAGGAUAAAGAACUUUUCCAGGAAUGGAUGAAGGAGACUUGCAGUGCAAAUUCUAAACAGUCAGCAGAUUGCUACCAAUGUUUAAAGGACUGGUAUAAGCGUGAGGCAGGGAUGUUAGAUGGGCACCUAGAAAUCCUUGUGCCGAGCUGGCUGAAAGUUGGUAUUCGAGCCGGGAAACUAGUACGCCUGUGCUCCGCUCUGCGGCGCUGCCAAUUCUGGGAGCUGUGGAGCAGGUGGUCACGUCACGGUGAGGCUAUGCGCGCACUGGUGACUUUUGUCAGCGUGACUGUUUCGUCGCUGUCACCGCAUACACGGACCUAUAAGACGGUUAGAAUUGCCGUGCGCGCACUAGCAACAAAAAGUCACCAAGUCAGUCAGGGAAGUCUUUCAUCAAAAGAAAAAACAGAAGCAGAGAACUACGAGAACAAAAGAAUACAAAGUCUGGCCGCAAAAGCAGCCAAAAAACGUAAAACAUAUAGAUAUUUUGAAAAACUUUUAUUUCUCAUCCCAAGCAUGGAAAUGAGAGAGAGCACAGGUAACUCUGCAUAUAACCCUGAUGAAGAUGAUGAAGGUAAGUCAGAAGAAGAAGAUAAUGCUAGAAAUACAAACAAGCCACAACGUACCAAAAAGAAAGCUGUUCCUCAAAAGGACAAAAUAAAUGUGCAAAUCAGGAUUUUACAAAUUUUUAAUGAAAUUCAAAAUCAGCAGUUUUUGAGACCAGUUAAUCAAGCACCCUCCACAAUUUCUUGUCCAGAAAGUCACAAUUUACGGAACUGCACUCAAGUUUAUUCUAAGCAUCACAUGAUCACACGGCCUAAUAGUUCUCUGUCGUUACCAUCUUCUAGUCCUCGGCCUCAACAGCGAUUUGAGCAGCAUUCUGCGUCUUUGCCACCUCCUAGCCCUCAAAACCCAUCCUACAUAAUAUUAUCAUCUCCAGAAGUAACCCUUUCUUGUCCUCAAAAUGCAAACAUACCGUCUCCUGUAUAUAGUGAGAAUGUUCAGUCAUUUGUAUCAAACUUCACAACUGGUUCCGGAGAUUCUGAAGAAAUCUACGACAUAUGCAAGGAGUAUGACAUCAGUUAA